Molecule: messenger RNA, 1674 nt
Organism: Oncorhynchus masou masou (cherry salmon)
Lineage: Eukaryota; Metazoa; Chordata; Actinopteri; Salmoniformes; Salmonidae
Product: double-strand-break repair protein rad21 homolog
Exons: 13
Coding region: 1-1674 (557 amino acids)
Biological process (GO): sister chromatid cohesion; replication-born double-strand break repair via sister chromatid exchange
Cellular component (GO): meiotic cohesin complex
Molecular function (GO): protein binding; chromatin binding
Source: RefSeq, a predicted model, not a curated record
AUGAUGUUCUACACUCAGCUCCUCACUUCCAAGCGCGGGCCUCUGGCCAAAAUCUGGCUAGCAGCGCAUUGGGAGCGCAAAAUCACCAAAACUCAUGUGUUUGAAUGCAAUUUGGAGAGCACCAUCAAACACAUAAUCUCCCCACAGACAAAGAUCGGCUUGCGGACUUUUGGCCACCUACUCCUGGGAGUAGUGAGGAUAUACUUCAGAAAAGCCAAAUAUCUACUUGCUGACUGCAAUGACGCUGUUGUCAAAAUUAAAGUAGCCUUCAGACCAGGACAGACUGACAUGCCUGUUGAAGGACUGGAGGCCACACUUAAAGCCAUCACGUUGAUGGAGGAUUUCACUGACUUCGAUACCCAGCUACCAGACACAAAUGCCAUAGGUGUUGUGGACCAUUUUUUACUGAAUCAGUGCCGAACAGAGGACAUCACCCUCAAAGAGGAUUUUGGAAAUAGCUUUCUCACAUUUGAUGACUUUGGUGAUGAGACCCAGCCUCACCAAGGCGGCAUGUUAGAUGUGAGUUUCCUGAGCCUGGCCCAGCACGGAGAUGCUUUUGGCGAUGAGGACAAAGGCAUUGACAUCUUGGACUUCAUGGCCAGUUCCAGUGAGAAUGCUUUUUUGAUGGACCUUUUCCCAGCCGAACCACAAAAUGUGAUGCCAGAGAUUGCCCCCAUGAACAUUAACCAAGAAGGUCGUCCAGACUCUCCUACAUCUGUACCCAUGGAGGAGGAUAACCCUGUCCUGAAUGAGACAACACCUGUCCUGAAUGAGACGACUCUGUUGGUCAAUGAGGAGGAGGGCUUCGCUCUGGAGCCUGUCGCUGUGACCCCGACCUUAGAGAGGAAGAAGGGGAAGAGGAGAAGGAGACUGGUGGUGGACCAGGCCAAGGAGCUGUCCAACCAGGCCAUCAGGGAGCAGCUCACUGACUAUUCAGACCUCACUGCCCCACUGGAUAUAGCCCCACCCACCCACCAACUCAUGCAAUGGAAAGAGAGUGGAGGGGUGGACAUGCUCUUCAGUCACCUCUGUGCCCAUGUCAUUCAUCCACACCUUCAACAGCUCUAUUCCAGUGAUGUGUUUUGGGGGAAAACAAAUCGAGUUGGCAAUGAAGAUGACCGUGAAGAGAAGAGACAGGAGAGACAUGAGGUGGAAAGCGACGUGAGCGACCUGCCCAGUGAGUUCAGUGUCCUGCAUGAGACUAUGGAUCCUGAGAGAAUGGGACACAAUGUGGAGCUCACUCCUCUGCACCACAAUGGGACUGACAACCCACCUGAGGACGUCUGGGACACAGUACAUGAUGAGAGUAGAUUUGAGGUUUCUCACCCUGAGCUUCCUUCGGAGGAUUCCAUGCAUGUUCAUCCUUCUGGAAUGGAGAGGGAAACACCAUCGAAUGUGACAUGGAACACACAGUCUAUGGUGGACAGCCGGGAUGACUUUGAGGAGAGGAGGAUGACCAGCCGAGCUCAGAAAUUACUAAACGCUCUCAAAGUAAGAACUCACAGCAGAAGCAACGCCAUGUUCAGCCUGCAGAUGCUGUGUGAGAGGAACAGUCGCUCCCAGGCCUCGGCUACCUUCUUUUGCCUCCUGGUACUGAAGAAACAGCAGGCCCUGGACCUGCACCAGAGCGAGCCUUAUGCUGACAUUAUAGCCACACCUGGACUCAGGUUCUAA